This is a messenger RNA of Phyllostomus hastatus (greater spear-nosed bat), 2333 nucleotides long. It is a transcript of the gene GP9, whose product is annotated as glycoprotein IX platelet. The record is from RefSeq and is a predicted model, not a curated record. Bases 518 to 1051 code for a protein of 177 amino acids. NCBI's taxonomy places the organism in Eukaryota, Metazoa, Chordata, Mammalia, Chiroptera, Phyllostomidae. The transcript is spliced from 4 exons.
GCAAGACGUGCGUGGUGCAGCGCUUCAAGACCGGAGCUUUCUCGGAGCGCCAGAGCAGCACCAUCGGCGUCGACUUUACCAUGAAGACGCUGGAGAUCCAGGGCAAGCGAGUCAAGAAUAACAUCCAAACUUCUUACUUGAAGAAAUGGACCCUGCCUGCCUUGCCAUCUUCAUCUAUCUCCCUCUGCCCCUCACUCAGUACUUUCCAGCCUUACUAGCCUUUUCUGUCCUUCAAACAAGUUUGCCUCAGGCCCUUUGUAUUUUUGCCCCUGGCUGUUCAUACUCUGUCCCAAGGGCACCUGCUUGGGACCACUGCAUCGUCCUUUGGGAUCUGCUGAGAAUACCACCCCUUCAGAGAGGACUUCUUUGGCCUCCCAGACCCUCUUUCCCAUAUUGGAUAAAUUCAAGGUGGCCACAGUCAGCAGCUUUACAGAGAACUUCCACUUCAGCCUCAACCAGGACAAUUCAGGCCACAGAAAGGGAAACCUGACUGUAGUCCUUGAAGCCAGCCUGCACAAUGCCUACUUGGGCAGCCCUGUUCCUGCUCUGGGCUACCACGGAGGCCACCAAGGACUGCCCUGCACCAUGCACCUGCCACGCUCUGGAAACCAUGGGGCUGUGGGUGGACUGCAGCGGGCGAGGACUCACAUCCUUGCCUGCCCUGCCAGCCCACACCCGCCACCUCCUGCUGGCCAACAACAGCCUUCGUUCCAUGCCCCCUGGCACCCUCGACAACCUGCUCCAGCUGCAGACACUUGAUGUGACACAGAACCCCUGGCACUGUGACUGCAGCCUUACCUACCUGCGCCUCUGGCUGGAAGAUCACACACCUGAGGCCCUGCCACAUGUCCACUGUGCCAGCCCUGGCCUUGCUACCAUCCACCCACUGGACCAACUCACAGGCUAUGAGCUGGGCAACUGCGGCUGGCAGCUACAGGCAUCAUGGGCCUACCCAGAGGUCUGGUGGGAUGUAGCACUGGUUGUUGUGGUCACAAUGGGCCUGGCUCUCCUGGCAGGUCUGUUGUGCACUGCCACAGAGUCCCUGUACUGAGCCUAGACUCCCAGGGUCACCCUCAGGCCAGGCAGCGAGGACCUGAGCCCCGCCCCAGAUUCUACCAGCCCUGAUUAGCCAGAACCACCUGUAACAAAAAAUAAACUGGCUACUCAGCCAUUUUAUUCAAGCUCAGAGAUUGUUUUCCCCUCUCAGCUUCUGGAAACCUGGGUUUAUUUUUCUUUAUGACUAGAUAUCAGUUGGUGUUUGUCCCCUAAGUUUCUAAGUAAAAUGGGCUGUCCAACUUACUUCCAACUACCCACUCCCAAUUCCAAAAUCUGGAUAUCCAGAGCCCUUCCCCAGGGCCUGCCAGGUCCCAGGGUAUCAGUUCUCAAACCCUGCCCUACUCUUGACAGCCCAGGCCAAUUGCACAUCACUAUUCAGUCCCUCUCCAAAUUUAAGAGAAAACUCUUACAACACAGCAGUGAAUAGACAGGAGGUACUGAAGAGGGCGUUGGCCAUCUCUGCAACAGACAUAUACUGAAAGACACUUCAUUCCCAAUAUUAUUGCCUUUGACUACUCUGGCCCCGAGGCCGUCCGGGUUCACCUGACCAUAUCCUUUCUCUUCUGCACUAGUUUCUCUCCCCUUUAUUUCCUCUCUACCCCUCUUCUUCAGAAACAAAACAUCAAGUCAGUCCAUUUCUCAUGGAAAUGACUUCCUUCCUGGUGCUGACAUCAGACACCUGCAAACUCUGGGGUCCCACUUCUACCCCAUGUACCAUAUUCUUUUUUAAAAAAUUUUAUUUUAUUUUAAUUGUUCAAGUACAGUUUUCUGCCUCCAGAUUCUUCAAACAAGACACUUCUCUCCCUCAGAGGAGUUACAGUACCAGCAGAUAAAAUAAACUUUUCUACACCUUACAAGAUAACAUUUAAGUUUGUUACUGGCCAACCAAAAUGCAAAUAUAAUUACACCAAGGUCCCUCCCUUAAGGAGCUGUUCCAUGUAGUGGUCCUAUGACUCAGAAGGUGCCACAAGGAAGGCCAAGUGGGCACCGAGUGCCACUGAAGGGCACCUACUCAAACUCAAGGUGAAGGAUGAAUAGUAGGAAGUGGUGGAGACUGGCAAAUCAGAGAUCCCACGUUUCAUCCAAAGAGUUUCAGACAAAUGCUACCAAGUGGAGAUGAGGACCCAGGUGGGCCAAGGUGCCCAGUAUUCCAUUCUUCUAGAGACUGAAAUCUAUAUUUUUAUGUGAAAUCUCUGAGUUAUUCAAGUGUUGGCAAUUAAAUAAAAAUUUAAUUGAUAAUAAGACAAAUAUAUAUUAUCAAUUAGAUGGAGCAUAGG